Messenger RNA from Solanum stenotomum, 1947 nucleotides. RefSeq lists its product as uncharacterized. Bases 404 to 1708 code for a protein of 434 amino acids. Lineage: Eukaryota; Viridiplantae; Streptophyta; Magnoliopsida; Solanales; Solanaceae. The transcript has 3 exons. The record is from RefSeq and is a predicted model, not a curated record.
ACCACACUAAUACUCCACACUCCCACCCCACCCACCCACACCUUUAUUACCUUUCUCUCUCUCUCUAGGGUUUUUGUUUUAUCUUCAUCGGUCAUAUCGCCGGAAAUGAUUUUUCCGGCAAUCGGUUUUGUUACUAUGGAAUGUCGGUGUGAUGACGUCAUGUCGUGUGUCCGUCGCGAAUACGGCGAGUUUUAGCCGUCGUCUCGUGUUUGUUGUACCUUAAGCAAAAGAUAAAAAAGACUUUUAGGCUUAGCAGUGUUUUCAAGUUAUUACAUGCUACAAUACAAAUUUUCUACUCCAAAUAAUGGUUUUUUGACGGUUUAAAAAGGUAAUUUGAAAUCGAUUUCUGUUUGAAAUUUUGGAAGAUUGUAAACUUGAAUUUCUAGUGUAAGAAUUUGUGGUUAUGCCUUUUCCUAUGAAGAUUCAACCUGUUGACUUCACUACUGUGGAAGAAUCGAGUCGAUAUGACUCGUUUAAGCCGGUUCCCAAGUCACGGUUCAAGCGGCUAUUUGAGAGGCAAUUUUCAGGGCUUUUGAGAUCAUCGGCGCCGGAGAAGCUGGUUACUGGUGAGGAUUUGAUUGGGAAUAAGAAGGAUGCGUCUGAAGAAUUCGAGCCGAGUUCUGUUUGUUUGGCUAAAAUGGUGCAGACUUUUAUUGAGGAAGGUGAGGAUAAGCAUAGGUGCAAUCGGAACCGAUGCAAUUGCUUUAAUUGUAAUGGAACUGAGAGCUCAGAGGAGGAGAAUGAUUCAGUCAAUUGCUUCGGUGAAUCAAAUCAAAAUUGCUGCAGCGAUGCUUGUGAAAUUCUCAAGAGUUUGGUGUCUUGUCCUUCCCUUCUUGAAAGGAACGUCUUGGCGGAAAUUACAAAGAUCAUUGAGAAAAACAGGAUGGUUAAGCGAAAGGCCAAUUUCAUUCGAAAGAUGGUUGUUGAUGGCCUUCUAGCUAUGGAAUAUGAUGCCUCAAUCUGCGAGUCUCGGUGGGAGAAGACUCCUUCAACUCCUGCUGGAGCUUAUGAAUAUAUUGAUGUGGUGACUGAAGGAGAAAGACUUAUAAUCGACAUCGAUUUCAGAUCAGAAUUUGAAAUAGCAAGGUCGACUAGGUCAUACAAAUGUCUUCUCCAAGUUUUGCCUAACAUUUUUGUAGGCAAAGCAGAUCGCCUUCAGAAGAUUGUUCAUUUGCUAACAGAUGCUGCAAAACUGAGCUUAAAGAAGAAAGGGAUGCCUUGUCCUCCAUGGCGUAAAGCUGAAUACGUGAAAGCUAAAUGGCUGUCUACCUACACCCGUAUGACACCAGUUCUAAUGCCAAUAGCAUCAAACUCUGCUUCGGAACCUGGAACUGCUUGUAAAACCAAACAAGAAGCCAUAAAGGAAGAAACUUCAGAAGAUUCUCACGGUGAGCUGAAUCUGGUUUUUGGAGGAAAGAGCAGUCCUUUGGUGGAGAAUAACCCCAAGAGUGCGAGUACAUCAUCUCUAUUUGCUUGUGAUGAUGAAAAGAACGUGACGGUGAAGCUAGGUGAUGUUUUUGGAGGAAAGAGCAGUCCUUUGGCGGAGAAUAACACCAAGAGAGCGAGUACAUCUCCUCUAUUUGCUUGUGAUGAUGAAAAGAAUGCUAUGGCGCAGCUAGGUGAACCCCUGGAGAUCAAACCCAAGGAUUCAAGCAAUUGUGCCAGGAAGAUAACUGGUUUAACUUCUCUGAUUGAAGACCACACCUAAAAUUUUGACCUAUUUCCUAACCUUUUUGUCUAUUGUUGCUUUUAUAUGUUUCGAGCUGAAACGCCCCGUGUGUUUUAGUAUUUGGGGCCUUAUUUGAAACUACGGACCAACUGCCUACUGGUUUGUCUCGGCGGUCUCCCUUCGCAUUUUAUAGUAAGGGUCUAUGAGUCCAUAUCCACUAAUACAAACUUACAUAGUAUCAAGAGACUAGUAAAGGAGAACUGGUAAUUGUGUUGUCA